Molecule: messenger RNA, 1355 nt
Organism: Drosophila sulfurigaster albostrigata
Lineage: Eukaryota; Metazoa; Arthropoda; Insecta; Diptera; Drosophilidae
Gene: Hr83
Product: retinoic acid receptor RXR-alpha-A
Exons: 2
Coding region: 498-1355 (285 amino acids)
Biological process (GO): cell differentiation; regulation of transcription by RNA polymerase II; anatomical structure development
Molecular function (GO): nuclear receptor activity; RNA polymerase II cis-regulatory region sequence-specific DNA binding; zinc ion binding
Source: RefSeq, a predicted model, not a curated record
AAAUGAAGUGACGACUUAAGUAACAAUCAAUUAUGUAUUUUGGUAAGACAACAAUGCCAGUUACAGUUAAAACCCACAACGGGACAGCAACCCCUAAUUGUCAAUAAUGCUACGCGACGCUUCUUUUUAUUUACACAAAACGUCAGUUCAAAGCACUUGCCAGGACAUUUUGAGUGGUAGCCGACGCUGACCAAUCAUAGAGCAAAACAAUAAUUGUUUACAAAUUGUUAACACGCUGCUGCUGCUGCUGUUGCUGUUGCCCGAUGAUUGUCACUUUUGACACGUUACGCCCUCUCUCGCGGAAAUAUGUAUUUCUGGCUAUCCUCUUUGCUGCUUCGCUGCUGGGGCGUUAAAUAAAUAAAAACCACAAAUCAUGUUAACAUGUGAAGUGUCUUUGAUUUGCAUAUCAUUUGUCCUUUUUGCUUGGCUAUUGGCUAUAAAAACCGCCAAUAGUCCGACUAUCAAAGCUCAGUUUAUUUCGGAUUCCUGCUGGAUACAUGUCGCUACUCUCGAUUUAUAAUAACAACGCCUGCCAGGUGUGUGGAGAUCAAAGCUCUGGCAAACAUUAUGGCGUCUCCUGCUGCGAUGGCUGCUCCUGUUUCUUCAAGCGCAGCGUUCGCAAGGGCAAUCACUACGCCUGCAUUGCCAUCAAAGGCAACUGUGUGGUGGACAAGGCCCGUCGCAAUUGGUGUCCCUAUUGUCGCUUCAAGCGAUGCCUUGCUGUGGGCAUGAAUGUCGCUGCCGUGCAGGAGGAACGUGGUCCACGCAGUCAACAGGCGCACAAUCAUCAUCAUCCGCAGCAUCAACGCCAGCUGCAGCUUGUCUCGCCUCCUCCUCCGACUUCUCCGGGCGGUCAAGCGUUACACUUUCAAAUACUCGCCCAGAUUCUGGUCACUUGUCUGCGUCAGGCGAAGCUCAACGAACAGUUCCGUCUCUUGGCUCGUGAGCAGCAAGAUGUUAUCUUGCAGGUGGUCUGGAGUGAGUGCUUCAUACUGCGUGCCUCACAUUGGUCGCUGGACAUUAGUGCCAUGAUCGAAGGCUGUGGCGAUUCGCAACUCAAGUUGCUGCUCUCCGAGGCGCAGCAGAUGCGCGCUGAUGUCAUGGAACUCAAUUUUCUGGAGACGCUCAUCCUCAGUCGCAAAGAACUCGCUUUGAAUGCAGAUUAUGCGCUCAUCCUGGAGACUCAUGCCAAUGGGGCUCUUUGUGCCUUGGCUCGAUAUACUCUGCAUCGGUCGCAUUGGUUGCGUUUUGGCCAAUUGCUGUUGGGACUGCGACAACUUGGUCUGCGGCGUUACGACUGUGCAUUGUCUUGUAUGUUUCGCAAUGUUGUGAGUGAUAUUCUGAAAACGCUUUGA